Molecule: messenger RNA, 3278 nt
Organism: Tribolium castaneum (red flour beetle)
Lineage: Eukaryota; Metazoa; Arthropoda; Insecta; Coleoptera; Tenebrionidae
Product: sodium channel protein Nach
Exons: 7
Coding region: 1-1647 (548 amino acids)
Biological process (GO): sodium ion transmembrane transport
Cellular component (GO): plasma membrane
Molecular function (GO): ligand-gated sodium channel activity
Source: RefSeq, a predicted model, not a curated record
AUGCCGCAAAAGCAUUUCUCAUUCUGGGCCAUGCUAAAAUAUGAAGGGAAACAGUUUUGUUUAAAUACGGCCCUGCAUGGUUACCGGUUUAUUGUUCUCCCUAAACGAAUAUUACUCGAACGGGUUUUUUGGACGACUAUUGUCACGAUUUCGCUGAUUUCGGCCGUGGUUUUGUUGCUACUGGCUUGGAUUAACUUCCAAGAGAACCCGACUUUGCUGGUCACAGACUCGACUCAUUAUCCGAUUUGGAAUUACCCAUUUCCUGCAGUGACCAUCUGCAGCUUUAAUAAAAUUUUAAAACGCCGGGCUGUGGCUUUAGCCGAAGAAUUGGACAAAGCAUACUGUAUCACGACAGAGGAACUGGCAAAUGAUCUCCGAAUCGUGUUUCAAUUGAUUUACAAUAACAACAAAAACAUCCCCCAGAGGAAUUACUCCCGGCUUCAGGACAUUCUAGAUUACAACGAGUACCCAAUUGAGGACGUGAUGAAAUACCUCGCUCCCAAAUGCAGCGAACUCUUGCAGCGGUGCAAGUGGAAAGGCGAGGAAAAACGGUGCGAAAGCCUCUUCGAACCGAUCAAAACCACCGAAGGCUACUGCUGCGCCUUCAACUACUACGCCCUCAAAAACCACACUUUCGGGGGAGCUUUAGCUAACAAAAUCCCCGCGUACCCCCGACGAGUCUCAGCUUGCGGCUACUUGACGGCCCUCGAGGUCCUGGUCAAUAGCUACCCUGCCGAUUACUUCGGCACCCAAAUCGCCGCAAUCGGGCACAGAGUGCUCAUCCACAACUCGUACGUGUACCCCGACUGGGGCAUCCAGAACCUCCUGACGGAGAAGGGGAUCAUCAACUUGAUCGGGGUCACCCCCUCGAAGACAUACUCCACUGAGAGCAUUCGGGGGAUAGAUGUCUCCAAGAGGAAGUGUCUCUUCAAUAAUGAAUCGCAGCUCCACAAUUUCGUUCAUUAUAAUUUCCAAAAUUGCAUAAUCGAGUGCAGGAUGAAUCUGAGUCGGCAGUAUUGUGGUUGUAUCCCGUUUUAUUACCAACACGAAACCGGGACCUACCCCAAAACGCGCACUUGCAAUUUGAGGGACGUUCAGUGCUUGACCGACCACAGAAAGCUGCUGAUGAGUUCAGUGCCGGGGUACGACUUUUCCCGCAUUGGACCCGACCACAAAUGGGGCACCGAGCAGCAAAUUUGCCGAAAAUGCCUCCCGGACUGCGAUUACGUCGAAUAUGCGGGCGAAGCCUCGUCUGGAGUCUUCACAAGGGAGUAUUCCAGCAAUCAACUGAAUUUAUACGGGGGAAUAGUAAUUAAGGAUCAAAGCGUAGUCCGGGUUUAUUUCAACGAUUUGGUGGCAACGAAAAACAGGAGAGACGUUAUUUUCAGCUGGCACACGCUCCUCGCGUUUUAUGGCGGCUUGUUGGGGCUUUUCACCGGAUUCAGUUUUGUUUCGGCCAUAGAACUGGUUUAUUUCUUCACAAUACGGUUGCUUAUCGAUGUGAGACAAAAGAAUGAGAUUGCGAGGAAAAAAAAGGAGCGCUUCGUGCAGGUUAAGCCCCACAGUGACGAAAUUCUCAACCCGAAACAUCUACCCACGAAUUAUAACAGAUUCAAUCUGAGGCGAAGGAGCAACUCGAACUCGUAGAAAUUUUUUUUUUAAUUUAUUAUUUAUAUUUAUUUAAAAAUUCAGCAAAGAAGUCACGAACUAUCAGUCCGUAUUUCUAACUUAAGGCACUGUAAAAAAAUUUUUUUGGCUUGCCUUGUCCUCACUGUUACAUAAAUACAGCAAUAUUCUCAAAACUUAGGCGGGCUAGGAACUGGGUAUUUAGGUAUCCAUCUGAUAUAGAACGCAAAAAAAACAAUAAAACGCUUUACCAACUCGUUUAGUUUCCAAAAACGUAAAAAACAAUUUCUGAAACUUUCUGACAUUGCUAAUCAGGACAGAAAAAAUAAAUAAAUAAUACUCCAAUAAAGCAAAAACGUGGCCCUCUUCAACGAAAUAUCAGUGCUGCCAUCUAUCCGUGUAGCGUCACAAAACCCCUUCUUAAUGCUUAUUGUUGAGGUGUUUUUUCAAAUUGCCCUUCCAGGCCGUGCUGAAACUACAGUGGGGGCACUUGUAGGGCAAUUCGCCCCCCGUGUGUGUAAAAGUAUGCGCCUCAAGCCCUCUCCUAUCGGUAAAACUAGCCUCGCACAAAUUACACUUAUAGCACCUAGUUGCGUGUCCACACUCAUCAUCAUCACACUCUGUGCAUUUUUCGGGCAAAUGUCUCGUCUCCUUAUGCUGUUUUAAAUACGACUUGGUCAAAUAGCCUUUGCCACACUCGUCACACUUAUGUGGAAGCUCUUUUCCCGUAUGUGUGAUCAUGUGUAACUUUAACUGGUAUUUUUCCGCAAACGGUUUGUUGCAGAUUUGGCACAAAUGUGGCGAUUUGCCCUUGUGAGUGAAUAAGUGUCGGUCCAAGGCCCGUUUACGCAAAGUGGUGUAGGUGCAAAAAUCACACUUGUAUUCUUUCACGCUCAACAUGUUUUUGUCGUGUUUUUGUUUGUGGGUGUUAAGUAAGUCUAAUCUGUAGGCUUUGUAUUCGCAUAAGUCGCACGUGUAGCUGCGUUUUAACGAACUGUUAUCGCUUUUAGAUCUGCAAACAAGUGGCAUAAUACGAAAAUAAUUUAUGGUGUGUGUAUAAAGUUUACUUUUUUGUACCACUUGAAUGACUCCUCUUACGUGAUUUUCCUAACUCUGGGUUUUCCGGUUUUAUCACUGUGUUGUUUAGGUAACUGCCUUGUAAUUGCAAAUGCCACAUAAGAAAUAAAAAAUAUGUUAUACAAACCUGCUGUCUUGCACCGAAGUUAAAUAACCUUCCGGUACUUUAAAAUCGCCCAAGUCCUUGCUUCCCGCCAGAUUGUGCGUUAUAAUGUUUCUCAAACUAAUUUUUUUGCCCAGUUUAAUGUCGUACUGUUGCAAGUAAUCGUAAAUGCGUUCCUCUGUCUUCAAGCAAGUGUCUUUGAAAAGGUAAGCCCGUCUCAAGGAGUCGGAACAUUGAACGCACAUCACUACUUCACCCUCGAAUAAGUCCAGGUCCUAGAAUUCGUUCUGUGGUCGAUUUUUGUACCAAAAGCCACAAAUAACCUACCAUUUCGGGCAUAAAUAACUCCAACAUGUCUUUGAUCGUCAUUUGAUUUGUCUCGACCAAAUUGUAAAUCUGGACACAAUUCGUGGAGGAAAGAUUGGUUUUGAGGCAAGUUCUACAAAUUAACUGCUCCAUUUUAUUAACUCUG